This is a messenger RNA of Paramuricea clavata, 6723 nucleotides long. Lineage: Eukaryota; Metazoa; Cnidaria; Anthozoa; Malacalcyonacea; Plexauridae. The record is from the annotation of a GenBank genome assembly.
AUGGACGACCUGACUAUUAGUGAGACCCUUCAUAUUGUGAAUAACUUGUGCUCUAGUAAUCUCCAACAAAGCUCGAAUGAUAUUUGUGAAUUUGUACACGAAAAGAAAAUGAUGCUUAACCCAGUAAAAUGCAAAGAAAUGUUUGUCUGUUUCAAAAGAGUACCUCCAGUGAUUGAUAAUAUUACCAUCAACAACGUCCCAAUUGAAAGGGUAUCUACCUAUAAAUUACUUGGGGUUAAUCUGUCAUCAAAUCUUAAGUGGAAUGAGCAUGUCAAUAUGAUAACAAAGAAAGCUGCGAAGCGUAUUUACUCUGUGAGACUUCUGAAAAGGGCGGGCGUUGCAGAUACGGAUUUGGUCACUUUCUACUCAACGUGCGUAAGAACAGUAUUGGAGUAUGCUUGCCCUGCAUGGUUUUACAGUACUACUGAAUACCUUAGAGAACAAAUUGAAUCCAUCCAACGCAGGAUCAUGCGAAUAAUUUUCCCUGAUACUAGUUACCAAAAAGCCUUAGAUCUUGCUGGCAUCCCUCGGCUAUGUGUGAGAUUGGAAGACCUAUGUGACAUGUUUUUCUCCAACAUCAUGAAGGAAAACCAUAAACUACAUAACCUUUUACCACCUACUUACCAAACUCAUUAUAAUACCAGGUCCCAGGCCUCUGGAAUACAAUUCCAGUUGCCAACAUAUAAAACUAAUAGAUCUCGAAACAAUUUUAUUGUCAAAUCUGCUGUGAAAUGGAACAAUGCGAUUAGGAAGAACAUAGGGAAUGUAUAGCCCUACAUAUUUUUAAAAUGAUGACUUUUUAGAAUUUAGUGUAAACAAUUCAGUAUAUACUAUACAGUAUUCUUAGUUUUGUUGUUUGUAGUUGUUUCCCCUUUUACCUUUCUAACGCAACAUUCUAAUGGGUAAAUUUAAUUUAGUCUUUGACUACGAUUUGCUCAAAUUAAAGCUAUUAUUAUUAAAGUUUAUUAAAUUAAAUCUAAUGAAUUCGACAUUUCCAGAUGGACUGCCCUCGUUGCUAAGCAGGUGAACAGGCACAAGUACCGUUUCGGUCUGAUCUUACCACGUCCUUGUUUUGUUAAAAAACAACCUGCAUAAUUGAUUCCAAUUCUGUCGAAGGCUCGCAACGAAUACAAUCUCGCCUUAGGUAAAGGGGCCAUCAUUUGACCGGCUGUUUGCAUAGAAAACUUUGUCGGCAUUCUGGACAAGACUUGAUGAUGUUCCGCACUACACGCCGUCCUUUCUCAAUCCAAAAUCGCACUUGCAAUUGUGUUAAAGUAUGUUCUAUACCAGACCCAUGGCCCAAGUGUCUCAUGUGCAUCAAGAACUACAAGGCGUGUCAGGUGGUGAUUCUUUGGCAGGAGGAUAGGAUACUUUGUGUCGUAUGGGAUGUCUUCAGCGAGACGUAAGCGUCCAUUAAUACGAAGUAGGUCAUUAUCAUUUUUUGUCGGGUUUAAUUGGACUAGGGACUUUUCAUUUAUGCCUUUAGGAAAAGUUUCUGUUUGCGUAUGUUUGAUCCAAAACGUCUCAGCAUCAGAGAUCUCAGCAGAAGAAAGUGUUCUUUCAUAGUUCCGUCCAGAUUUCCCACGAAUUUUACAAUUGGCGAUGAACCGCUUAAUCCAACCCGUCACACGAUAUAGACGUUUGAGGCUUAAGAAGUGUGUAGGAUCAAUGCUAGUAAAUUCAUAGUUCUUAGUUGCAUAUGUCGUGGUUGAUCGCCUUUCACACUGGUCAGAUUUCUGCACGUCUUUACUAGGAGGUGUGGUUGGCCAGGCACUUUCACCGUCUUUUACGAAUGAUGGUCCUUCCAUCCAAAAUUUGUUCUCACUAAGGUCUGCCACCGAUAAACCUCCGGUUGGUAAAUCCGCUGGAUUCUCCGUCCCCGGUACGUGCCGCCACUGUUCUGGACUUGUUGUACGCUGAAUUUCCCCAAUUCGAUUAGCUACGAACGGUAUAAAUUCGCGACUCUGGUUACGUACCCAGUAAUACACAUUCUCUGAGUCUGUCCAAUAGAUCACUCUGUCCACGGUUAACACGUUUAGGAUACUUGCGGCUAGACGACUUGAAAGAACAGCUCCCAUUAGCUCUAGACGGGGAAUGGUCACCACUUUCAAAGGUCACACACGGCUCUUUGACGCAAUGAGACGCGAAGUAGAGGGGUUGUUGGUGUACUGGCAAACCAAAUAGGCAACGGAGGCAUAAGCAUCUUUUGAUGCGUCGGAAAAGAGGUGUAGAUCACCCGUCUUUGGGUUUGAUAGGCGUAAACAUCGUGGGAUGGCAACGCACGAUAAGCUCUGGAGUUCAGAUACCCAGUUUUCCCAUUUCGUGCUAAGAUUACUAGGUAAGACAUCGUCCCAAUCUAACCCUGCUGUCCAUAUUUCUUGCAUGAUAAUCUUGGCGCGGAUCACGAAAGGUGCCAGAAACUGAAGUGGGUCAUAUAGGGCGGCUAUUGCACUUAGAACGUUUCGUUUGGUAGGAAUGACACUCAUAUCAGGUUGCUUGGUUUGGAAUAGAAAAACGUCUCUCGCCGCUUCCGAUCCCACGUAACUCCUAAGGUCUUGGUUUUAGCAAGCUCUCCGUUGUUGAUCUCGAUUGCAGGUAGACGAUCGCCCACGGGAAUGUUUUCUAUUACUGCUGCCUCAUUUGAUGACCACUUUCGCAGGUUGAAUCCAGCUAUGGCUAACAUGUCGGACAAUUGACGUUGCAAAUUUUGUGCACUCUCCACGGUUUCGCUAGAACCUAAUAAAUCAUCAACAUACAUGGAAUUGUCAACGGAUUUGGCUGCCUCCGGAUAUUCUGUUUCGUGGGCUUGUGCAUGGCAUGAAGAACGUACUGUGGGCAGAAUGGUGAUGCCGUGUUGCCAAACAACAUUCGCGAAAACUCAUAAACGUACGAUGUAUCAAAAUCUCGCCACAGGAACCUAUGAUAUGGACGGUCUUGUUCCCGGAGACCAACUUGUAAAAACAUUUCGGAAAUAUCGGCAGUAAGGGCUACUGGGGCUCUACGGAAACGUGUAAGAACAUCCACAACUUCUCUUUGCAGCUUGGGACCUGGUCGUAUUGCAUCAUUCAAACUUUUGCCUUCGUGUUUCAUCGCAGCAUCGAACACCACACGGACCUUCGUCGUAUCUUUAUCAAGUCUAAUAACGGGGAAAUGCGGAAGGAACCAUUGCUCCUUUGUCUCGGAUUUUGGUACCUCCUUUAUGUAAUCUUUCUUCUCAUACUCUUCAAAGACAUGACUGUAGGCUUUCAUAACAUCCGGGCCUUUUCUUUUUAGAGAUUUUUCCUGACCUUUGAGUCGUACCAAAGCAGCUUCGUAACUGUUUCCCAACUUUGGUUCGCCUUCUCUCCAUGGAAUUCCCACCGUGUAUCGCCCAUUCUCAAAGGUAAGGGUCUCAGCGACUUUUGUCAUUGCUGCCUUUUCUUCGACUGUCAUCUGCUUGCCUGAUUCUUCCUUGAUCCCUAUUGACUCAAGUUCCCAGAACUUUCUCAGAAUGUCAUCGGGUGGUGGUUGCUUGCUCACCUGGUUGCUGCGGUAUGUCCGAGUAAAGUGAGACUGGGAUUCCUGCCGGAAUUCCUUCACGUAGGACCAAAACAUACCCAGCCAAGGUUUUGCAAUCGUGCUAUUGGAUCAUUAUGUCGACUACCAUGAAUUUCCUUUAACACCAAAUGAAACAGUGGAUGGUCACUGCCAAUCAUGACAUCAAUGUAACGUCGUCUGGAUACAUUCUCAAAUGGGACUUGGCGUAGAUGUGGCCAUUUUUCUUUCAAUUCUGACCACUGAAAUGCUGGCGUGUCACUGGCGAUGUUAUCUAAUACGUGUGCUUGCAAGGGUGCUGUGAAUGUCCCAAUGAGACUAGUCACUGACAGUUCCACACGUCUUGACCCUAUCUGAAUCUCUGUUCCUCCUGUUCCUGCAAUUGUCAGAUUUAACGAUUGCCCUUGCAGCUCCAGCUCUCCUGCAGCAUGUUCCGAAAUAUAAGAACUUGUUGAACAUGGAUCUAACAUUACAUUGACUUUCAACUUCUUCUGACCAUCGCUAAUAAUGGCUGGAAGAACCAUUAAUGAAACAUUAUCAGUCUUACUCGUUUUGUGAGUCCUCUCUUGCGUGGAUGAUUCGGAUCUCUGUUGGUUAUUGAUGUCCAUUCUACCAGACUGUUCGGUUCUUGCUUCUUGGGCUGGUGGCUGUCUUGGAUAGAAGGUUGGCGCCUCUGGUUCUAACUGCUGUCUAGCAUUUGUGUUUCCAUUCUGUGGGGUGCUUUCAUGAAUAUAACUUGCAAUGGUUGUUGCUCUGGCAUCCGUCAACUCCGCAUUUUCUUGCUUUACGACAAUCUUUGCUGUGAUGCCCAGCUGCCAGGCACCGAUAACAACGGCUGCUUUUUGAAAUUAAUUACUUUCUCUUCUGUACAGGAAGUCUCUUGAAAGCAUCACAAACCCAUGGUGGAUGGUCUUGUUUGCAUGUGCUAACAAUACAAUGUCUGGUUGAAAAUCGUGUGUUGAAUCCUCGGAAACGCGGUCGUUUAUCACGAUUCUUGUUACUCCGUUCCUCAUUCUUCUUACCAAAUCCUUCAGUCUCCUCUCUCGCUUCCCCAAUGACUUGCACUCGAGUUCCACCCAGUUUACCAGCGAUUCGAAGCAAUCUUCUCGAGCAUAGUCUAUCAACCAGUAUUUAUACGCUUGAACAUCCCGUUCGGUUAGCUUUUCUUUUGCUGAAAAGUUCAGGUUUUGAUCUUGUAAGAAUCCACAAUUGUUGAUAGUGAUCAAAAUUUUCUCUAGUAGGGCUUGAAAUUCUUCCAAGUCUUGUAAAUUGUGGGACCGAACCUUAGGCCAAUUACGCCAAGUUGUAAGCUGCUUUAUUUGUUGGCGCCUCUCUCCCCCAUACCUCUUCUCUAACUUCGACUUUGCUCGUUCAUAUGCAGCGCUUGAAUAUCCCAAAUAUUUUACCAAGGUCAGUGCUUUACCAGCUAAACUGCUUUGUAACCUGAGCAUUUUUUCACCAACUGGAAUGUUCUGCACAUCAACCAUUGCCAUAAAUGCUGCCUUCCAGGGCUCAUAAUUGGUUUUAUCCUCUCCAAAAAACUUUGGAAGGUCAACUCCUUUCAACUUGAUGGGUGAUCGGGUUAUUGUUUCAACUGGUACUCCCUCAGGCAAUCCUGUUGUAAAAUUAUGUUUCGUAAGAAAAUCCUUUACAGUAUUACAAUCUUCGACUAGUUGUCGUUCCGCAUUUUCUGCUCGUGACUUAUUGAGCUCAGCUACUUUUAAUUUCUUGCUUCCUCUGUUCGCUGCUUGGUGAGUUCAAGUUCAGCUGCUAAUUUUCUCAUCUGUUUUCUUUCUCUUGUUGUUCCUUUUCCAUUCUCUGCAAUUUGUCAUUCGCAUUCUUAGCUUCUAAUUGUUUUUGCUCUACGUGUGAAGGUGUUGUUGAAGGUAUAUUGGGGGGAGGGGGUACUUUGGAGGGCAGAUUGGGGGGUACAUUGGGGGGUACUUUGAUGGGUACAUUGGAGUGUACAUUGGGCGGCACAUUGGAGGGUACAUUGGAGGGUACAUUGGGGGCACAUUGGAGGGUACAUUAAGGGGUACAUUGAAGGAUACAUUGGAGGGUACAUUGGGGGGGGGGGUACGUUGGAGGGUACUGAAUCUUUAUCCACACAAACAUGUGAUUUAAGUGAAAGUAAUACUAACUCCCUGCAUUAAUUCUCUCUUCUAUAUGUUUUUCUGCUCCUUCAAUAAUUACAUCAACUGAAUAUCCAAUGUCCUCUAACUUUUUGUCUAAUGUAUAUAUUACUGUAUUAGUCUCUUCAUUGUCCUCAGUCAUGACAAACACUCCUUUCAAACUAUCGAUAAUCUUUGUAAUAAUAUUCAUCUCAGAAUUAAUUUUAUGUACGGCUCCCUCUUACAACAUUCUUGCUAGGUAGUGUCACAUCUUGUGGUCGAUUUUCAAUAAGGUUACUCAACUGUUUUUUGGCUUUAGUCAUUCUACUUUUGGCUAAUUUCGUAUUAUUUCGUAGACUUUGAAUCUUUGUACUUACGGUACUUCCACUUUUGACGCUUUCUUGGUCAAUACGGUCAGCUUACAUAGUUGUCGUUGUCUCAGAUAUGUCUUUUUCCUGUCCUUCGGCCAUGUUUGUCUGAAUUGACGCCAUUUUGAAAUCGUCAAACAAUCGUACUAAAAUUGCAAAAUUUCUCACUCGUUUGUCAAUAGAUCCGGCUCCGAAAAGGACCAAAUGUUCUCGUCUGUUAGAACGGUCGUUAAAGGUCUUUAAACGAAGCAGAUUCUCUAUAUAACUGUCAAAUAACUCUUUAUUUUAUCCCGAUUUAAAAAUACAAAAUACGCUGUCUUAAAAUCAACACUAAAAGACGCCCGCAUUACGCAAACGCAGCGGUUAUAUAUGUCUCAAUACGUUAUAUUACAGGGAACGAUUCGUUCCUUAACAGGUAUCCUUUUGUAGAGUUUUGGCCAGGGGUGGGUAUUUAUUUAUUACAAGGUUGGGCCAUCAAGGUUGGGCAAUCAAAUUUUUGCCAUGAAAAACAUUUCUCCUCGGUCCCACCCUCGCCAUAAAUAAUGACCGGUCCCUAAAAGCGUUUGAAAAGUAGAAGAAAGUUGCGAAUUGAAAAGGAUUCAACUAGCCGCAAAAUACAACAAAAACGUUUACGUUUCGAGCGAAGGUCCCUUGCCUGACAAGUUACUAACUUACUGGCGUGAUCAGAUAUUUGUAUGUAACAGAUAUUU